Varanus komodoensis (Komodo dragon) is the source of this 6548-nucleotide messenger RNA. RefSeq names its product nucleoporin 98 and 96 precursor (gene NUP98). The record is from RefSeq and is a predicted model, not a curated record. Gene Ontology annotation, cellular component: nuclear pore cytoplasmic filaments; nuclear pore. Gene Ontology annotation, biological process: protein import into nucleus; RNA export from nucleus; post-transcriptional tethering of RNA polymerase II gene DNA at nuclear periphery. Gene Ontology annotation, molecular function: structural constituent of nuclear pore. Bases 24 to 5426 code for a protein of 1800 amino acids. The transcript is spliced from 32 exons. Lineage: Eukaryota; Metazoa; Chordata; Lepidosauria; Squamata; Varanidae.
UGAGAACCUGAAACAGCCUCAAAAUGUUUAACAAAUCGUUUGGAACACCUUUUGGUAGCAACACAGGCGGUUUUGGGACAACUUCAGCUUUUGGACAGAAUGCUGGCUUUGGCACAACCAGUGGAGGAGCUUUCGGAGCAUCUGCGUUUGGAUCGAACAACAACACGGGCGGACUCUUUGGGACAGCACAGACCAAGCCAGGUGGGCUGUUUGGAUCGAGUACCUUUAGCCAGCCAGCCACCUCAUCCACUAGCACCGGAUUUGGGUUUGGAACAUCAACUGGAACGUCCAGUGGCUUGUUCGGGACAGCAAGCACCGGUGGAGGCCUCUUCUCGUCGCAGAACAAUGCCUUUGCACAAAAUAAACCCGUGGGGUUUGGCAACUUCGGGACAAGUACUAGCAGCGGCGGCCUCUUUGGAACCACCAAUACGACCUCCAAUCCCUUUGGGGGCACAUCCGGCUCCCUGUUUGGAUCUACUAGUUUUGCGACUGUUCCAACUGGCACGACCAUUAAAUUUAAUCCUCCGACUGGCACUGACACGAUGGUGAAGUCUGGAGUCAGCACAAACAUCAGCACCAAGCAUCAGUGCAUCACUGCCAUGAAAGAGUACGAGAGCAAAUCCCUGGAGGAACUCCGUCUGGAAGACUAUCAAGCAAACAGGAAAGGUCCCUCCAACCCAGUCGGAGCCGGGGCCACUCCAGGCCUGUUCGGGUCUUCUACUGCAACCUCCAGUGCAGCCACGGGGCUCUUUGGUUCCUCCACCACUAAUGCGGGCUUUUCCUACGGACAGAACAAGACGGGCUUUGGAACCAGCGCAUCCGGCUUUGGGACGGGCGCGGGCAGCCUCUUCGGCCAGACGCAGCAGACGACCGGCCUCUUCAACAAGCCCUUCGGCCAGGCCACCACGGCACAGAACGCGAGCUAUUCCUUUGGGAACACACUUGGGCAGCCCAGCACAAGCACAAUGGGUUUAUUUGGAGCCACGCAGCCCUCUCAGCCUGGAACCCUUUUUGGAACAGCGGCUAAUACAAACACCGCGACCGGAUUUGGAACCGGGACAAGUCUCUUUGGACAAACCAAUACAGGUUUUGGUGUUGGUAGCUCGUCCCUAUUUAGCAACAAACCAGCUGGAUUUGGAACCACGACCACCAGUGCACCCACGUUUGGCACGACGACGAGUGGACUUUUUGGGUUUGGUGCGAACAACACGGGGAACAGCCUGUUUGGAAACAAGCCUGCCGCUGGCACUCUGGGAACUGGCUUGGGAACAGGAUUUGGAACAGUCCUUAGUGCGGGACAGACCUCCCUGUUUGGGAAUACCCAGCCUAAAUUGGGAAGCACACUGGGGACGGGAGCAUUUGGAGCCUCCGGAUUUAAUACCUCAGCAGCCUCCCUGGGCUUUGGAGCGCCACAGCCAGCUGUGGCUUUGACAGACCCAAAUGCUUCCGCGGCUCAGCAGGCCAUCCUGCAGCAGCACCUCAACAGCUUGACGUACGCCCCCUUCGGGGAUUCGCCUCUCUUCAGAAACCCCAUGUCUGACCCAAAGAAGAAGGAGGAGAGACUGAAGCCAACCAACCCAGCCGCCCAGAAGGCCCUGACUACGCCCACCCACUACAAGCUGACCCCUCGCCCCGCCACCCGGGUGCGGCCGAAAGCCCUGCAGACGACGGGCUCCUCCAAGUCCCACCUCUUCGACGGCCUGGAUGACGACGAGCCGGCCCUGUCGAACGGGGCCUUCAUGCCCAAGAAGAACAUUAAGAAGUUGGUGCUGAAGAACCUCAACAGCAGCAGCCUCUUCUCUCCUGCCAGCGGCGAAGUCGAUGAGCUCGCCUCCCCCUCCGAGUAUCCAGAGAGCGGGGAACGGUUCAACUUCCUCUCCAGGUCCAUCGACGAGAACCACAGGCAGGAGGGAGAGCUGGAGGAGGAAGAGGGCCCCCCCCGGGAAGCAUCCCGGUUCUUCGCCAGCCCCCUUGGCAAGCCACUUCCCCAGACGCCGGACAGCACCACGUACAAGGCGCACGGCGGCGCGGACGACACCAUCCUGGCCCUGAACGUGCGGCCUGCGCUGCGGAACGGGCUGGAAGGCAGCCGUGAGGAGGCCUCCUACCGCGAGGAGUCCCUGCAGGAUGAGCACGAGGAGGAGGUGGAGCACAGGCAUUCUGCGCAUCCAGCAGGAAUUGUUCUGGUACGAGUUGGAUACUACACUAUUCCAUCCAUGGACGAGCUGGCCAAAAUGACAAACGACAAAGGAGAGUGUAUUGUGACAGACUUCACCAUUGGCCGCAAAGGCUACGGCUCCAUCUACUUUGAAGGCGAAGUCAACCUGACUAGCCUGAACCUGGACGAGAUCGUGCACAUCCGCCGGAAAGAAGUCAUCGUCUACCCAGACGACGAGCUGAAGCCACCCGUUGGCGAAGGCUUAAAUCGGCGCGCCGAAGUUACCUUGGAUGGCGUUUGGCCCACAGACAAAACCUCGCGUUGCUUGAUAAAGAGCCCGGAACGGCUGGCAGAGAUGAACUACGAGGGCAGGCUGGAGGCGGUCUCUCGGAAGCAGGGGGCCCAGUUCAAGGAGUAUCGCCCCGAAACGGGAUCGUGGGUGUUCAAGGUGGCUCACUUCUCAAAGUAUGGCUUGCAAGACUCUGAUGAGGAAGAGGAGGAACACUCAUCAAAAGUAGAGGCAAAGAAAUUAAAAACUGCCCAGGUGCCCCCUCCAGGCCAGCUGGUGGCUCAGCAAAUGGCUCUAAGUGGAAAACCAGCACCGUCUUCCAAGAGCUCCGAUGUGGAACCGCUGGGGAGGGUUGUGGAGCUGGACAGCAACAUGGCAGACGUCACGCAGGAGCCGGCGCAGGACUUUGCCGCGGAAGAGACCCUGGCGGAGGAGCAGGAGCCCAUGGCCGCCUCCACCCACAUCGCCUCUGCGCUGGACAUCAACCCCCACACGCUGCAGAUCAUGAAGGCCUCCUUGCUGGUGGACGAGGAGGAUUUGGACCUGAUCCUCGAUCGCCGCUUUGGCAAGCAAGCGGCAGCAGCGGAUGCUUCUCAGGAGAUCUGCUCUCCACGGCUUCCAAUCUCCGCCUUGACACAAGGACGGAAAAGCCGUCCGUCAGCUGCGGGGUUGCUGCCAUCAAGACUCCCCAGUGGAUCGUUGCUCCUUCCGAGCGCUGCCCUCCAGGGCAGCUGCAGUCCCAGGACUUCCUCUCUAGGUGCCGCAGUGCCGGCCCCGCCGUGGUCCGCCAUCCCUUCGCUGGCAUCCGUGCUCACAGUGCCGAGCCCAGCACCUGACGUGCCCCUGAAAACGGUGGGCAUCCGCAGGCACCUUGGCCUGGUGCCCCUGGAGAAAUCCGUCACCUGCGGGAAAGGACGGCUGCUGAAGGACAUGGCACUCUUCAUGGGCCGGUCGUUCCGCGUCGGCUGGGGCCCCAGCUGGGUCCUUGUUCACAGCGGGGAGCAGCUGAGCAGCCCACCUGAGCCGGAGGAGCCCCAGGACGAGUCCAUGGAGUACGGCUUCCUGCCCACGCCCGUUGCCCCAAAGCAGCUCUCCGAGUCUCCCUUUAAGGUCCACGUGGAGAAGCUGAGUUUGGAAAGGAGAGCUGCGGGCAGGCGCCUGCAGGCCUUCCUCCCACCCCUCGAGAUCAAGCUCAAGCACAGCACUGUCCACCUGGAUGAGCCCUGCCCACUCCUGACCCCCUGCCCCGGUGUGGCAGCUAUCCACGAAUAUGCGAGGUGGGCGACUGAGACCUGUGGCGGCCCGGAAGAAGUGGAAGCGGUCGUGAAGGACUGGUGCUUGGUGUGGACCUUGGGCGAGGCACUCUGGGGCCACCUGAAGGAGCUGGAGGCCCGCCUGGACGAGCCCAGCGAGUACAUCGUGGCUCUGCAGCGCCGGGGGGCCUUCUCCCGCUGGCUGUCGCAGGCCGCCGCCCUGCGCAUCCAGGACGAGGUGGCGCUGAGCCAGAAGGACAGUGCCGCAGAGGCCGUCUUCAGCUGCCUCACUGGGAAGCAGAUCAGCGAAGCCUGCAGGCUGGCCCAGGAGUCUGGGGAUCACAGGCUGGCUCUGCUCCUCUCCCAGCUGGCAGGGAGCCAGGAGGUCAGGGAGCUGCUGGCUUUGCAGCUUACAGACUGGCAGCAGCUCCAGGCAGACGCCUUCAUCCAGGAGGAGAGGCUGCGCAUAUUUGCCCUCCUCGCAGGCAAGCCGGUGUGGCCUUUGUCGGAGAGGAGGACUGUCAACGUCUGUUCCCAGCUGGACUGGAAGCGCUGCAUUGGCAUCCACCUCUGGUAUUUGCUUCCUUCCACGGCCCCCCUUUCUGCGGCGCUCAGCAUGUACGAAGCUGCCUUCCAGGAUUCCGUAGAGGGCGAUAGGUAUGCCUGCCCGCCGCUGCCUCCGUAUCUAGAGGGCUCGGGCUGCGUCCUCGAGGAAGGCGACGCACAGCAGCCGCUGCGGGACGUGUGCUUUCACCUGCUGAAGCUCUACAGUGACCGGUGCUACGACCUGCAUCAGCUGCUUGACCCCAGGAGCAUCACGGCCGACCCCCUGGACCACCGGCUCAGCUGGCACCUGUGGGAAGUGCUGCGCGCCCUGAAUUACACGCACCUGUCGGAGCAGCGCCAGGGGGUGCUGAGCGCCAGCUACGCCGCCCAGCUCGAGAGCGAGGGCUUGUGGGAAUGGGCGGUCUUCGUGCUGCUGCACACGCCCGACGCGCACACGCGAGAGCGAGCGGUGCGCGAACUGCUGAGCCGUCACUGCACACUGUCCGAGACGCCGGAGUCCUGGGAAGAGGAGGCCUUCCUCACGGAGAAGCUGUGUGUGCCGCCCGCGUGGAUUCAUGAAGCCAAGGCCACGAGGGCCCGGAUGGAGGGGGACAAGCACAAGGAGGCCCUGUACCUGUUCAAGGCCGGGCACUGGAACCAGUGCCACAGGCUGGUGAUCCGGCACCUGGCCUCAGAUUGCAUCAUUAACGAGAAGUACGCCUACCUGAAGGGGUUCUUGGAAGACCUGGCCGCUCCUGAGCGCAGCACCCUCAUCCAGGACUGGGACACGGCCGGGCUGGUCUUCCUGGACUACACCCAGGUCAUCGAGAUGCUGCACAGGAUCCAGCAGCUGGAUUGCUCUGGGUAUGAGCUGGAGGAGCUGCACGCCAAAGUGAUCUCGCUCUGCAGCAGGAUAGAGCUGGUCCAGUGCCACAGCGCCAAAGACAGGCUGGCUCAGUCCGAAAUGGCGAAGCGCAACGCAGACAUCCUGCGCGCCGUGCUGAGGCUGCAGCACCCGCCGGAGCCCGCGCCCGGGGGCUUCCUGGACACGCAGAGGGUGCCGCUGCGCCUGCUGGCCCCCCACAUCGGCCGGCUCCCCAUGCCUGAGGACUACGCGCUGGAGGAGCUCCGUGGCCUCACACAAUCCUACCUGCGUGAACUGACUGUGGUGGCGCAGUGAGGCCGGCCCGCCGGCCCGCCGAGCCACUUGCGACCCCUCUGGCCCUGGUUCUGGGGGCGACGGAGCCCCCGUUGCAGCGCUGCCUCGGGCAAUGCAGAAGCCCCCCCGGCCCCGGGUGUCGCACGGGGUGGAGCCCUGGCCCCCCGAGCGGGCGGGGGCCCCGCAGGCGCCUCCAGCUCAAUAAAGCCCUUCUGCCGCAGCAGGACCGGCGGCGUUGCCCUGACUGACGGCCGGCGGGAGACCAGGCGGGAUGCGGCGUCUCCCAGAUCUCGAGGGGCCACGGGGCUCCAUGCGAGCGCAGUCGCCUCCACUCACGCGCCACUGGGCCAGGGGCUUGCCCUGGGAGCGAGAAGCUUUGUGGGGGUCCACGGAGGGCUUGGCCUGGGCGGCUGGCGCGGGCCCGUCGUUGGGGCGAGUCACAUUCGGGCCACGCCGGGUGGCCCCUGGGAGGGAGGGAGGGAGGGCCAGCCGCGUUCCCUGAGCACUGCGCCUGGGCGUCCUUGCCUGGGCGCACCGCCGUUGCAGGAUCUGGGCACGUCCUGCAGCGAAGUCACAAUCCAGACGUCGUCCUGUGGAACCGGCGCUCCCGGGGCUGCUUGCUGGCGGGGCUGGAAGUGUCUGCCCAGGGCGCUUUUGAACCUUCCCCGCCUCCCCGCUUCCGAAACCGGCCGCUUGUGUUCCUCGGGCAGCGGCCUCGUGGGGGCGGGAGCUUCUGCGCGUGUGUGUGAUGCUGCCGAUCCUUGGAAGUCGUGGGGUGAGCCGGGCGUUGGGUCUGCUUGCCAUGUUGCUUCACGAUACCCGAAGGCGUGUCUGGGCGGGGGGCUGGCCAGCAGGGAAGCCGCCCUCACUCGCGCCCCCCGGCCUGCAUCUCUGGGGAGGAGGCCGGCGUCCGUGGGCGUGCGAGAGCGCCUCCCUGUGGCUGGCCGCCUCCACCUGGGCUCGCCGCAAGGCGUUUGCCACUCCUGGACUUCUGGGGCGCCGCGUGUGCAUUGGGGGUGUCAACAAAGUGGUUACGCAUGAAAUUAUGUAAAGGUUUUUAUUAAAAGUAUAAAUAAAUGAUCCAGAUUAUUUUGUCUGUUUUCUGGAAAUGCUUUCUAAUAAAAAUUAAAAAUGUUUAUAACA